Messenger RNA from Papilio polytes (common Mormon), 2500 nucleotides. It is a transcript of the gene BicD, whose product is annotated as myosin-7B. Gene Ontology annotation, cellular component: Golgi apparatus; cytosol. The record is from RefSeq and is a predicted model, not a curated record. Gene Ontology annotation, biological process: microtubule anchoring at microtubule organizing center; protein localization to organelle; regulation of microtubule cytoskeleton organization. The coding region runs from base 147 to 2387 and encodes 746 amino acids. NCBI's taxonomy places the organism in Eukaryota, Metazoa, Arthropoda, Insecta, Lepidoptera, Papilionidae. The transcript is spliced from 11 exons. Gene Ontology annotation, molecular function: cytoskeletal adaptor activity; dynactin binding; dynein complex binding.
GAGGCCAUUGAACGAACUGUCAAUACGUUAUACUUUUUGUUAGGAGAAUGUAGAAACAUUGAUUUUACACGUUUUAAAGUUGUUUUUCUAAGAUUAUUUACUUUGUAUAUGAAGUUUUAGACAAUUAGCCGUCUAACUGUCACACGAUGGCAGCCACGGCACAUAACGAACUUUCGAUCGUGGACUUGAAGGUGGAGAUUGAGAGACUAAGUCGGGAACUGGACCAGGCCAGCAGCGAGAAGAUACAAUCAGCUCAGUUAGGUCUGGUACUGUUGGAGGAGAAGAGUGCGCUGCAGCAAAGAUGUAACGAUUUGGAAAGCCUCUACGAGAACACGAAACACGAACUUGAGAUCACACAAGAGGCUUUGAUGAAACUCGAUACGACACAGAAAGUGACCACACAGAGUGGUAUUGAACAGGAAAAUGCACUCCUCAAUGAAUCGGCUGCCAUGGAAAGCUCUCUCACAUUACAAAUCAUUGAACUGGAAGGAGAAUCAAAACAAUUACGUCACGAGCUGGAGCGCGUGGUGUCAGAGAGGGACCGGCUGCUGACAGAGAGCUGUGAGCUGGGCGCGGACAAGACGACGCGCGAGGCGGAGCGCGCGGCGCUGCGGGCGGAGCUGCGUGAGGCGCGCCAGCGGGAGCAGCGGCAGCUGCUGGACAUCGCGGAUCUAGAAGAUGAGAACAUCUCGCUGCAGAAGCAGGUCUCCGCGCUCAGGUCCUCACAGGUAGAAUUCGAAGGUCUGAAGCAUGAGGUGCGUCAGUUGCGCGAGGAGGCGGAGAACGCGCGCGCGAUGGCCGAGGAGACGGCGGCGCUGCGGCGAAUCGCGGAGCGCCAGCUGGCGGAGGCGCUGGAAGCGCUGCAGGCAGAGCGCGAGGCCAAGUUCGCUGCCAAAAAAGAACUCGACGCUCACCUCAGCAGAGAGGCAGCUUACAACAUCACAAAUCUCGCAUACAGUAUACGAGGUAUGCCAGACGACAGUGCGGAGGAGGAGGGCGAGCCGGGCGGCUCCUCGUCCGCGGAGCUGGCCACCGCGAUGGGCGACCACCACGCGGACCUCUUCUCCGAGGUGCAUCUGCACGAGAUAUCACGUCUCGAGAAACAGCUCGAACAAGCGCACAAUGAAAAUAGCCAGCUGACGGCGUCGAUGCGCGCGGCGCAGACGGCGGCGGAGAGCGAGGGCGCGGCGGCGGGCGCGCUGCGCACCGGCCUCGUGCGCGUCGCCUCGCGCGUCUCCGCGCUCAACGCACUGCACGCGGACUGCGCGCCCGCCGAAGAGAAAGAGGAGAAGACGUCCGGCGGCGUGCCUGCUCGUGCGGCGCGGUGGCUGACGUGGUGGCGCGUGUCUGGCGGCGAGCUGAGUGCACUGGCGGGCGCGCUGGCCGAGCUGAGCGCCGCCAGCGCCGCUCCCGGCUCCCCCGCCGCGCAGCAGCGGCAGGCGCUCGCGCAGCUCAGCGACCGCGUCGCGGAGGCCGAGCUGCGCUGCGCCGCGCUGGAGGCGGAUGCAGACUUGCUCCGUACACUUGCCGGAGGUGCUGGCCGUGCGCUGGCGAGCGCUGCGCCGGCGCUGACGUCAGCGGCGGAGACGCUGGCGCAGCUGUACCACCACGUGUGCGCGGUCAACGGCACGCAGCCCGAGCGCCUGCUGCUGGAGCACGCCGGACACCAGGACGGUGUCGGUGCGGAGGGGCGCAGCGUGGAGGAGGAGGCGCUGGCGCUGGCGGCGGGCGAGGUGGAGGGGCUGCGCGCGGCGGGCGUGGUGGCGCGCUGCGCGGACACGCUGCUGGACCAGCUGACGCACCUGCGCGCCGCGCUCGACACCGCGCUCGACUCGCGCCUCAGGCACCAGCCCGCUUCAAGUUGCAGUAAGCAAAGUAUUCCGUCUGAUGAUUACAGUAAAUUACAAAAAGAACAUUACAACAGCAAAUUAAAGGGAGACGCUAAGAGAAAACUGCAAGAAAUUAUCAUACAAUCCACCAUUAAAUAUAUUCAGAACAAACAAAAAUCUAAAGUCGAAAAAGAAACGAAUUGCUCACGAAAAAGUGUGAAAGAAAUAACAGAGUAUUUCGAAAAUAUAACAAAAUUAAAUAAUAAUAAAAUAAUCAAUGACAGGUGUAAUAUUAAUUACCAAUCAGAAAGUAAUAAUAUAUUUUGCAAUAAACUUACAAUAAAUUGUCGAAAAACGCAAGAAAAUAACAUGAUAAAUAAAAUAGAUCAAAACGAGAUUUACAAGAAUAUAUGGAAAGAUAAUAUUUUAUAUGGAAAUAUAUUACAAUUUAAAAAAUCUUCAGGUUAUAAAAGCAAUGAUAAUGGAUUGAACAGUAUAAGAGACUCGUUGAAAUCUAGUUUCAUAACUUGCAUGUUGCUUCUGCAAUAUAUUAUGUGAUGCCAUUAAUCCCAAGAUAUACAUUGAUGGAGUGCGAGGAGCGCGGCGCGGAGGUGGGCGAGCUGCAGGAGCAAGUGAUCAAGCUGAAGUCGCUGCUGUCGACGAAGCGCGAG